This is a messenger RNA of Sugiyamaella lignohabitans, 1974 nucleotides long. It is a transcript of the gene EMP65, whose product is annotated as Emp65p. Gene Ontology annotation, cellular component: endoplasmic reticulum membrane. Lineage: Eukaryota; Fungi; Ascomycota; Dipodascomycetes; Dipodascales; Trichomonascaceae. The record is from RefSeq and is a predicted model, not a curated record. The transcript has a single exon. Bases 1 to 1974 code for a protein of 657 amino acids. Gene Ontology annotation, biological process: maintenance of protein localization in endoplasmic reticulum.
AUGGCUAAAAAAAAGAAGAGCUUCUCAAGUUCGAAGCGGCCAACGACACCACCAAGGCCAGAGUCGAAAGCAUCACCGUCACUAGCUAUGAAAUCGGAUGAAUCGAAUCUUAACCAAGGCGGUAUUGGCGUUGAUGCUGGUUCAUCCCAAUCCUACUCACAUGACGAGACAGACCAACUGUUGCCAUCAGUAUCGCUAGAAAGAGAAAAGGAACGAGAUGAAAUGCAGACCAAUAGAGACGGCGAGGAAGACCGUGGAAACAGAAAAUUUCUGCGCCAGCGGUCUUCUGUUAAUAACUUACGCGAAUCAGAGGAAACAAAUUUCCCUAAACGGGAUCGAUCCGGAUCGGCUAAUAUAAGGCCGUUGACACUAUGGGAUUAUCUACUUUUGGAGUUGGGUGACAAUGGUCUCGCUCUUUCAGGACAAGAUAAAGCAGAACAUCUGUCAAAUGUGAUCAAGAUUCCCUUAUAUUUGGAAAGAGUUAUUUUCUUUGGAAUGCUAACAUGUUUGGACUCCUUUCUUUAUAUUUUCACGAUUCUACCACUACGCAUUAUAUAUUCAUUUUACCGCAUCAUCAUAUUUCGUGCCUCAAAUGCUCGGAAGUCUGAUGCUUUGAAGGGUGUUAUUCUUAUUGUAGUUCUGCAUUCCAUGUUGCAGUUGGAUACAAGUCGGAUUUACCACAAUAUCAGGGGACAGGCCGCGAUCAAAUUAUAUGUUAUGAUUAACGUACUGGAGGUCGCCGACAAAUUGUGCUCUGCCCUCGGUCAGGACAUGAUUGAGUGCUUGUUCUCUGCCGGGACUCUUAGUAGCUCCUGGAGACUACCUGUUUUUGCCAUAUUGGUGGGUGGGUAUUUCUACGCUCACUGUUUAAUCAUGCUUUACCAAACCAUCACAUUGAAUGUAGCUGUGAAUUCAUAUUCCAAUGCAUUGCUCACAUUGCUUUUAAGUAACCAAUUUUCGGAGAUAAAGGGUGCAGUUUUCAAGAAGUUUGAACGAGAAGAACUUUUCCAGUUGACUUGCGCUGAUAUAACCGAACGGUUUCAAUUGAUGGUGAUUUUGUUGGUGAUUGGUGUGAGAAACGCAGUUGAAGUUAGUAACGUUGGCCUCAUUCCUGCGUCAUGGGCGGGUUGGAACCGUUGGCUUGGUGCCUUGUUUGGCCCUGCUGUAGUCGUAGUCGGCUCAGAAGUGAUUGUGGACAGUAUGAAGCAUGCUUAUGUUACCAAAUUCAAUAGUUUAAAGCCCAAGAUUUACCGCAAGUUCUUGGAUGUAUUGGCUAUGGAUUACGCUGAUAAUGCUCUGUCUGAUCAAAUUGUAAGUAGACGCACGGGAUUACCGGUAUAUCCUCUGGCCAUUGUUUCUGCAAAAAUGCUCUUACAGUCUUAUAAUAUGUGGAUUGAGCAAAGUACCAGCGUUAGUGUUGGAAAUACUAGUCAAUCCCCUACUGCUACUAUCAGAUUGAACUUGGCUAAAACUGCUCCACCCUCAGUCUUAAAUAAAAUCGACAUUUUCUUAGCAAAGAUGGGGUUUUGGCCCGCUUUAUCAUCACCCUCUCCAACACCAACACCGAGCCAAUUGAUAGAAACAAAUAACUCUUCUACAGUUGCGAGUUUCUUUGAUCAUUUCGAGAUACCUUUCGAAGCCUUAUCUAUUCUGAAUACCCUGGUGAUAUGUAGCAUUAUUUACAUCGUGCUACUGUUUGUUAAACUUGUUCUGGGAGUGCUUCUUCUUCGCUACUCGACUAAGCGAUGUGCUGUUGUUCGCCGUUAUAGACAAAAUCGAAGCCAUAAAGCUCGUGAUGAUUAUUCUGAUGUCAAACCAACCGGUGUUCUCGAUGAAAAGAUACGGUCUGGAUUGUAUGAGCCUGAAGAGGAUGUCCCAAAUGCCAAGAAGCCCAAAUAUUCGUCUACAAGCGAUGGAUACGGUGAUCUGAUAGGGGUGUCACGGUUUAAAAUGUCUUCGAAAAGAAUUUGGUAA